AUGGCGAGCACCGAGGACAAACCCGCCAACAAGGAGAGCACGUCCAGCUGGAAGGACUCCUUCUACAACCCGAGGACCGGGGAGGUGCUGGGUCGCACGGGCAGCAGCUGGGGCCUCAUCCUGUUGUUCUACCUGGUUUUCUACUGUUUCUUGGCUGGCAUGUUCGCCCUGACCAUGUGGGUGCUGCUGCUCACUCUGGAUGACUACGUGCCGAAGUACCGAGACCGUGUUCCCUAUCCAGGGUUGGUGAUUCGUCCAAAUUCUCUGGAUUUAUCAUUCAACAAAUCUGACCCCCUCAAGUAUGUACAGUAUGUCAACCACCUGGAGUCUUUCCUGCAAAGAUAUAAUGAUUCACAGCAGGACAGCAACGAGGACUGCACCCGCGGAGAGUAUUUUCUGCAGGACGACACCGAGGACAUGACAAAGAAAGCUUGCCUCUUCAAGAGGGGCUUCCUGAGUCUCUGCUCCGGCCUCUCUGACAACAACUUUGGAUACUCUGACGGGAAACCCUGUGUGCUGCUGAAGAUGAACAGGAUAAUUGGCCUGAAGCCUGUUGGGAAUCCUUACAUCAGCUGCACAGUAAAAAAAGAGAGCCAUAUUCAAAUGCAGUAUUUCCCCAGUGAGGGGCGCAUUGAUAAGAUGUAUUUCCCAUACUAUGGCAAGAAAGCCCAUGAGAACUACGUUCAGCCUCUGGUGGCUGUGAAGCUGCUGCUCACCAAGGACGACUACAACAAGGAGCUGCCGGUGGAGUGCAAGGUAGAGGGCACUAACCUCCGCAACGACGACGAAAGGGAUAAGUUCCUGGGUCGCGUUACCUUCAGGAUCAAGGUGGUCGAGUAAAAGAGAAGACAGCCGGUAAAAGGAAACCAGAUGCAGAGGCUGCCAAGUUUGUUAAAA
Anarrhichthys ocellatus (wolf-eel) is the source of this 897-nucleotide messenger RNA. RefSeq names its product ATPase Na+/K+ transporting subunit beta 3a (gene atp1b3a). Gene Ontology annotation, biological process: sodium ion export across plasma membrane; potassium ion import across plasma membrane; intracellular sodium ion homeostasis. The record is from RefSeq and is a predicted model, not a curated record. Gene Ontology annotation, cellular component: sodium:potassium-exchanging ATPase complex. The transcript is spliced from 7 exons. NCBI's taxonomy places the organism in Eukaryota, Metazoa, Chordata, Actinopteri, Perciformes, Anarhichadidae. Bases 1 to 840 code for a protein of 279 amino acids. Gene Ontology annotation, molecular function: ATPase activator activity.